Coregonus clupeaformis (lake whitefish) is the source of this 2046-nucleotide messenger RNA. It is a transcript of the gene pipox, whose product is annotated as pipecolic acid oxidase. NCBI's taxonomy places the organism in Eukaryota, Metazoa, Chordata, Actinopteri, Salmoniformes, Salmonidae. The coding region runs from base 267 to 1442 and encodes 391 amino acids. The transcript has 8 exons. The record is from RefSeq and is a predicted model, not a curated record. Gene Ontology annotation, cellular component: peroxisome. Gene Ontology annotation, molecular function: sarcosine oxidase activity; L-pipecolate oxidase activity; flavin adenine dinucleotide binding.
UCGAUUUGAACGGUCAUCCAACUCGGAAUUCCAAAUCGGGAAUUCGGGCCUCUUUCCGAAUUUCCGACCUGAAGAUCACUGACGUCAUGAUUUGACCUUGUAUUUUGCCGAGUUUCCAGAACAAGGCAAGUGUAGUGUAGACUUGAGCGUACUGUCAAUCGCUGUUACAUAACGGAGAACUUUGGCCAGGCGUGCUUGAGAACUGGAGUAACAUAAAGCGGGUCAAAUGAGGAGUCUGUGAAUACAGGCUACAGCAGACCCUAGACAUGUCUUCCCAAGACUACGACUGCAUAGUGAUAGGAGCCGGGGUUCAGGGCUCUUUCACUGCCUAUAACCUUGCGAAAAAUAACAAGAACACCCUUCUACUUGAACAGUUUGUCCUGCCGCACUCUCGUGGCAGCUCUCAUGGCCAGACACGCAUCAUCCGCAAGGCCUACGACGAGGACUACUACACCCACAUGAUGGAGGAAUGCUAUCAGCUCUGGACUCAGCUGGAGAAAGAGGCCAACGUCAAGCUUUACAGGACCUCCUCUCCCAGACGUACAGGUCUGCUAGUGAUGGGUCCAGAGAAGGGGGACUACCAGGUGUUCAAGUCCACACUGGAGAGGAACAAGGUUCCCAUAGUGAUCCUGCCGAGGGAGGAGUUCAGCCAACACAUCCCCCAUGUUAACCUGUCCCAGGGAAACGCAGCCCUGGUGGACACCACUGCCGGAGUGCUGUACGCUGACCGCACACUCAAAACAGUACAGGGACAGUUCCAGAAAUUGGGGGGCAUGAUCAAGGACGGACAGAAGGUGAUUGACAUCACACCGGGCUCUGUGGUAACCGUGACGACAGUCAGUGGGAUGUACAGAGCUAAGCACUUGGUGAUCACAGCUGGACCCUGGGCCAACACCCUGCUGUCCCACACAGGCCUUCAGCUACCACUGCAGGUGAUAAAGAUUAAUGUGUGCUACUGGAGGGAGAAGGUCCCUGGCUCCUACAACAUCCAGCACCGCUUCCCCUGCUUCAUCCAGCUGGAGUCAGAGGAGGCAAAGCAUCACAUCUACGGCCUCCCGUCCAAUGAGUACCCAGGCCUGAUGAAGCUUUGCUACCACACUGGCCCUGAGACGGACCCUGACGAUAGGGACAGACAGACGGACAGGGGGGACAUAGACAUCCUACAGCGCUACAUCACCCGCUGCUUCCCUGGCCUGGUGCCCAUCCCUGCUGUGGUGGAGAGCUGCAUGUACACAGUCACGCCAGACAACCAUUUUGUCCUGGACCACCAUCCCACUCACAGUAAUAUCGUUAUCGGAGCAGGCUUCUCAGGUCACGGAUUCAAGUUUGGCCCAAUCAUUGGCAAGCUGCUGUGUGAACUGAGCCAGGGAGAAGUGCCCUCCUAUGACCUCUCCCCCUUCAGAAUCAGACGCUUCCAAGCCCACUCCAAGUCAGCACUGUAGGAUCGGGAUCGUUGGCUAUAACAACCAUUUUUCUCAGGAACCAGACCUUUACAAAAUGAAGAAAUUGAAGGUUUUCAUACCAGUGUGGCUGAAGCCUAAACAAACAAUGGUCGCUCGCAAAUAAAUAUUUACUUUUCAAGCUAAUCGUUGAGAAAAGUGACGUAGGGACGAGAGCCUUGAAAUGAGAUGUGGAAACAAAUCAAUGAUUCACUAAAGCUGAUCUCUCAGCUGCUGUGUUAAUACUGCUCUGUAAAUCAUACUCUCAUAGCCUCUGUUUGGACCUGGGACCCAUCCUGCAUCAUUUCAAACCAGACUAAUAAUAAUAGUAAUAAUAAUGUAUUACAUUUGUAAUGCACUUUUCAUUAUACAAGAAUAAUAUCAAAGUGCACAAAAUAAAAGAGCAAAUAAAAAACAAAUUUUUAAAUAACAAAACAAAUAUAUCUAACCAUCAUGAAAGCAACAAUCAAAGUCUAAGAGGAAGGCCCUAAUGGUAAGCCAGCUGAUAGAGGUGAGUCUAAAGGCCAACUGGAACAUUGUUGAAGAACUGUAAACGCGUUCAUCUGUGACAAAUGGUAUUAAACUUGGGGAGAAAAUAGUACCCUUA